AUGGGCGCGAGCCAGGGCAAGCAGAGCGGGAGCGAAGGGAAGGGCAGUUCCAGCAUUUCCUCCGACCUGAGUUCAAGUACGGAUCAGACGUCGACCAAAGCGCUGAAGAAUGCAGCUACCAGCGAAGACUCGGACGUGAGCAUGCGUACUCUGAGCACGCCCAGUCCUGCUCUCAUCCUUCCUCGCUCCUCGCCCGCCUUCUUCAAUGGCUCCUCGUUGUCAUUCAGUCCCGAGACCACGGGCCUCACCUACCCCCAGCGUGGGAUGUGUCAAUCCAAAGACCAGCAUCAGGGCGCCCCCAUCGACAUGCUGCCGGACCACGCCUUCCUUCAGAUAUUCGCCCAUCUGCCCACCAACCAGCUGUGCCGCUGUGCCCGGGUGUGCCGCCGAUGGUACAACUUGGCGUGGGACCCGCGGCUCUGGAGGACUGUGCGCCUGACCGGCGACGUUUCUCACGUGGACCGGGCGCUGCGGGUGCUGACGCGCCGGCUGUGUCAGGACACGCCCAACGUGUGUUUGACUGUGGAGAUGGUGGUGUUGAGCGGCUGCCGCAGACUCACUGACCGGGGUCUGUACACGCUGGCACAGUGCUGCCCCGAGCUACGGCGACUCGACCUGGCCGGAUGCUACAACGUGUCUAACGAGGCUGUGUUCGAGGUGGUCUCGCGAUGCCCUAACCUGGAGCACCUGGAUGUCUCAGGCUGCUCGAAGGUGACGUGUAUCAGCCUGACGCGGGAAGCCUCCAUCAAGCUCUCGCCUCUGCACGGUCAGCAGAUCUCCGUCCGCUUCCUGGACAUGAGCGACUGCUUCGCGCUGGAGGACGAGGGUCUGCACACCAUCGCGGCUCACUGCACCCAGCUGACGCACCUCUACCUGCGCCGCUGCGUCCGCCUGACCGACGAGGGCCUGCGCUUCCUGGUCAUCUACUGCCCGGCGGUGCGCGAGCUGAGCGUCAGCGACUGCCGCUUCGUCAGCGACUUCGGCCUGCGCGAGAUCGCCAAACUGGAGGGUCACUUACGCUACCUGAGCAUAGCGCACUGCGGUCGCAUCACAGACGUGGGCAUCCGCUACAUCGCUAAGUACUGUUCCAGACUGCGCUACCUGAACGCCCGCGGCUGCGAGGGAAUCACGGACCAUGGCAUCGAGCACCUCGCCAAGAGCUGCUCCAAGCUCAAAAGCCUGGACAUCGGUAAAUGCCCGCUGGUGUCGGACGCCGGGCUAGAGGUUCUGGCGCUCAACUGCUUCAACCUGAAGCGUCUGAGCCUGAAGGCCUGCGAGAGCAUCACGGGCCGCGGGCUUCAGGUGGUGGCGGCUAACUGUUUCGAUCUCCAGCUGCUCAACGUGCAGGACUGCGACAUGCCCCUGGAGGCGCUGCGGUUUGUUAAGCGCCACUGCAAACGCUGCAUCAUCGAACACACCAACCCGGCGUUUUUCUAAACGAUGCACAAGAGCGACUGGUUCCAGUCGAGUACUUUUAUCACCAGUGUACUAAUCUGAACGGAAGCUACGUCAAGCGUUAUUGUAAUCAUUGUACAGUGCUAACUAGUCCCGGUUUUAUUCACUGUUAGCAAGGCUAGCACUUUUGGGGUCAGAUAUUUAAGUGAGGUCUGGAUACAGUGAAGUAAAGCCAGUCAUGAUGAUGGUUUUUUAAAUCUGAAGUUAAAGCUGAUACAGCCAGGCUCUUGUUACUGUCUGUAUGGAGUUUGGUAUGUUUUCCUCAUGCCUGGGUUGGUUUCCUCUAGGUACUUUGGUCCCCCCCACCACCACCUUCCAAACUACAUGCAUUAAGUGAAUUGGUGGCUCUAAGGUGACUCUAGUUGUGAUGAAAUAUGUGAUUCCUGUAUUUACGGGAGGUUCAGGACCCACUGCAACCUGACCAUGAGUAAACGUUAUUUAUUAACUGAUUUUUGUACCGGCUGCAUAUUUUUGAGAAGGAGAAGCACAACACGAAGAAGAACAUGCCAAACUCCUCAUGGACGGCGACCAGAAGCGAGAUUUAAACCCAGGUCCAAGGAGUCACUUUGGUUUGUGGUACCUGCUGUUAAGAAACCUUAAGUACAAAUAAAUAACUGGAUAAAUGAAUGUAAUGUUUUAAUAAUCAGCAAUGAAUUUUACUGACUUUAAACUGUUCAUGACCCCCCAAACACCCCCGCCCCGCCCCGCCCCGCCCCGCCGCGUUAUCCCCUCAAACAUCAACCAGGUAAACUGUCUCAGCCAUACGUUAAUGUUGCAGAAACAAAUAUUCAUCUUAUCUUUACAAAUGUGCCAAAUGAAUGAUUUAAGACUAAUAAAGCAUUUUAUCUGCCUUUACACUUUUGA
Messenger RNA from Trichomycterus rosablanca, 2319 nucleotides. RefSeq names its product F-box and leucine-rich repeat protein 7 (gene fbxl7). Gene Ontology annotation, molecular function: protein binding. Lineage: Eukaryota; Metazoa; Chordata; Actinopteri; Siluriformes; Trichomycteridae. The record is from RefSeq and is a predicted model, not a curated record. The transcript is spliced from 4 exons. Gene Ontology annotation, cellular component: SCF ubiquitin ligase complex. Bases 1 to 1437 code for a protein of 478 amino acids. Gene Ontology annotation, biological process: SCF-dependent proteasomal ubiquitin-dependent protein catabolic process.